GUCAUACAAACCGGAAAAAGCCCUUUCCGGGAGCCGGGGUGUGAUUUCCGGCUCGCAGAAGAAAGUUGAGGUGGAGAGGUUUGCAGGUUCCUGGAUUUUAUAAAAUGGACAGUCAGGGAAGGAAAGUGGUGGUUUGUGACAAUGGAACCGGCUUUGUGAAGUGUGGUUAUGCAGGCUCCAACUUCCCUGAACACAUCUUCCCUGCCCUGGUGGGUAGGCCAAUCAUUCGCUCCACAGCCAAAGUGGGGAACAUCGAGAUUAAGGACCUGAUGGUGGGGGACGAGGCGAGCGAGCUGCGGUCCAUGCUGGAGGUGAACUACCCCAUGGAGAACGGGAUAGUCAGGAACUGGGACGACAUGAAGCACCUGUGGGACUACACCUUCGGGCCCGAGAAGCUCAACAUCGACUCGCGCAGCUGCAAGAUCCUCCUCACGGAGCCUCCCAUGAACCCCACCAAGAACCGCGAGAAGAUCAUCGAGGUGAUGUUUGAGAUGUAUCAGUUCUCAGGGGUUUAUAUUGCCAUCCAGGCUGUGCUGACACUCUACGCUCAAGGUCUCCUGACGGGCGUGGUGGUGGACUCGGGAGACGGAGUGACUCACAUCUGUCCUGUCUAUGAGGGCUUCUCUCUGCCGCACCUCACCCGGCGGCUGGACAUCGCAGGGAGAGACAUCACACGCUACCUCAUCAAGCUGCUGUUGCUGAGGGGCUACGCCUUCAACCACUCGGCGGACUUUGAGACGGUGCGCAUGAUGAAGGAGAAGCUGUGCUACGUGGGCUACAACAUCGAGCAGGAGCAGAAGCUGGCGCUGGAGACCACCGUGCUGGUGGAGUCCUACACGCUCCCAGACGGAAGAGUCAUCAAGGUCGGCGGGGAGAGGUUCGAGGCACCUGAAGCCCUGUUCCAGCCCCACCUCAUCAACGUAGAGGGGGUGGGUGUAGCCGAGCUGCUUUUCAACACCAUUCAGGCAGCUGACAUUGACACCAGGGCUGAAUUCUACAAACACAUCGUCCUGUCGGGGGGCUCCACCAUGUACCCCGGCCUGCCGUCCCGCCUGGAGCGGGAGCUGAAGCAGCUGUACCUGGAGCGCGUGCUGAAGGGGGACGUAGACAAGCUCUCGGUGAGUAGCGAGGGGGCGGCCCAAAACGCCACUGCAGGGUCAGGGGGGUCCGAUAGAUACAGCCAGCCCAGGGUUUGGGUGGGGAAAAGCUGAUUUUUUUUCUAUUGAAACUCUUGACACUUUUUCGUCUGAAUCUUGAGCCUGACUCCUUGUAAAAUGAGUCACUUGUGGCUACCCCUCAUUUGGAAACCUUCCCACCAUCGAUUGGUGAAAUAAAGGUAUUGUCGAUACCUUUGGGAAGUGUCUGGUCAGUCUAUGAGUGAGACAUCACUUUUUUCUACAGCGGUUUUCUAGUAUCUAAAAACAUGUAAGCUAGCUAUUGCCGAACAUCUUUAAAUAGUGCCGUGUGGGGAGAUGUCCACUAGGUGGAGACAUGGCUCCACGGUGGUAGCUUCACUGAGGCCUCUCACAGUCUGGUCCACACAACCCCAUGCCACACACUGCGCAAUGUGCGCUAACGCUAACGAGGCUGGAGCUAGCCAGGCCCGGCUCGGUCUCGUUUAACAUCUGGCCCCAAGCCCGGACUCCUCUUUGGCCUGGUGCUCAGGGCUCUGUGUUUAGUUAAUCAAUUACAGAUGGAGGGCUAGAUAAGGUGAGGAAGCAUGCCUGUCUGUCCUGCAGCCGCAGUUAAGGGAAGGAAACGCGGAGCCCGGUUAUUGCCUAACCGGAGUGCUGUCGGGAUCAGCCCGAGGGGCCCUUAAAAGUGAUGUAUGGGCUCAGCUUUUAAAUGCUGAGAGUUGCUCAACAGUUUUAACAAUUCGGAUUCAGUUCGAUUCAGAAAUUUCACCCCGUCACUUGAGUCUCGUCAGGCCUUUUAUUUGGAUGGAACUUUCAGACUGUGUUCUUUAAUCUUUCAUUGUUGAAAUUCUUGCAUAGCAGCUAAUGUAUUUUGCAUACAUUAGCCACACAAGUAGAAAGUUCAGCCAAAAGCCUGGAAAUUUAUUGCCUCCUCUCUCCCCCU
Messenger RNA from Anguilla anguilla (European eel), 2079 nucleotides. RefSeq names its product actin-related protein 2-B. The transcript has 9 exons. Lineage: Eukaryota; Metazoa; Chordata; Actinopteri; Anguilliformes; Anguillidae. Gene Ontology annotation, molecular function: actin filament binding. Gene Ontology annotation, biological process: Arp2/3 complex-mediated actin nucleation. Gene Ontology annotation, cellular component: actin cortical patch; Arp2/3 protein complex. The record is from RefSeq and is a predicted model, not a curated record. Bases 105 to 1211 code for a protein of 368 amino acids.